AUGGAUCAAAAAGAUGAAAUUAAAGACCAAUCGAUGGCUUCAAUCUCUCAAACGGCUUUUUCUACCACAGAAUUAACCGAAAGUCAAACAACUAUAUCUCAAUUUACAACAGAAACUCAUCAAAUUGGCAUAAAAAAAAAUCAAUCAAAGUCUUCAUUCAAUUUUCUUACGACUCUGAAAGCAGUAUUUACUCGUAAGCCUUCAGUUCAAGACCCUUCUAACAAAAGUACAAAAAUAUUGCAAACACAAUUAAUACAUCUUAGAGAUACAGACCCCGAAUAUGGAGUAGUAAAAAAUUUAUUUGGCAUAGAGACGAAAAUUCAUGCCAUUAUCAAAUUACAAAUGCCGACGAAAUUAGAAAAUAGACACGAGAAAUAUAAGAGAUUAUUGGCCAAAAGGAUCAUAGGUCCACACAAGGACGUAGAUAAGGUUACGCAUAAAAUGUUUCAUGGAACUAAACGUUGGGCUAAUUGUGAUCUUUUAAUGAUUAAUGAAAGUGGUAAUAAUAACAUUAUUAAAAUGGAAAAUAACAUUCCAAAAUUUUGCCAAAGUGGGUGUGGAUUAUGCGGAAUUGUGCAACAAGGGAAUAGAAAAAAUGGAGCAAGAAAAAUGUGGUUUGCGCAACAGUCUGUCAUCUCUCUGGGAUAUUGUAAUACUGGUAUUAAAGUUAAAGUCAUGUUCGUUAUUGACUGUGUGGCAAGAGCUCAGCCCUCAGGUGUUUUUGUUACUAGUAGAGAGAAG
Molecule: messenger RNA, 741 nt
Organism: Dentiscutata erythropus
Lineage: Eukaryota; Fungi; Glomeromycota; Glomeromycetes; Diversisporales; Gigasporaceae
Source: the annotation of a GenBank genome assembly